Molecule: messenger RNA, 1654 nt
Organism: Physcomitrium patens
Lineage: Eukaryota; Viridiplantae; Streptophyta; Bryopsida; Funariales; Funariaceae
Source: RefSeq, a predicted model, not a curated record
CAAACCCGCUUCAUCUGGGCCAGCUCCUACAGCGCGGAGCUUCAAUCGUCGGCUGAAUUGCUCAGCAUCCUCCUCUCCCAGCUCUCACCUUUGCGCUCGCCCCACCUCCUGAUUUCCCCUCUGCUAUCUGCUCUCGCUGCCAAAACAUUAGCUUGUGGUGCGCUCGGUUGCUGGGUCCCUGUAGGUUCCGAGGGUGGGUUUUUGAGAGGUGAGGAGGGUAGGAUAGCGAAGCGAAGGUGGAAGGUGGGGGAGGAGGAUCACGUUUGCCUCGGGAAGAAGUCCUUUCGUGAGGGUGCGUGUGAGGAUUGCGGCGUCGCCCUCGUAUCUCCGACGAGUCCCCGAGACUAAGCCCAUUGCUUUCGGUGUCCUCUUUCGAGCAUAUGCGUAGCGUUACGGUUUUUUUUUUUUUUUUUUUUUUUUCUUCUGUGAGGCGUGGGGAGAGGGGUGGAUUUGUCGUCUCGUUUCCAGGAUUUCGAGGCUUUUCGUGAUCUUGGAAACAGAUCUCAAUAGAAGGGAGUGAGUCUCAUACAUAGCCGCAGGAUCUGUGAAAUAGAAAUUUCUUGUGAAGCAUAGUUUUCAGCAUUCGUUAAGUGUGGAUUUACCCCUUGGCUGGUACUGGAGGCGGCCCUGCGGAUCUUGGCGUUUCAAACUUUGGAAGCGUUGGAGGGUUGUUUGUGUGGCGGUGGAAUAUCGGAGCUCGGGUGUGGGUUGCAUAUUCCGUGUGUUCUUGGUGACCGACAACUACAAACUCUUCAGGUUCCUUGAUGGUGACAUAACUGGACGCAUUGUAAGAUCCAUUCAACAGCAGUCCUCCAUGAAUCAACAUCAGCAUCAACAGCACAUAUUUAUCCGCAACAUUGGAUUUCACGAACACUGGCUCCCGCUUGAGCUAUGCGAGCAAUAGCCUUUGCCAUCCCCUCCCCUUACUCGUAUUCUGCUUCUCAACACAUAGCAGCUGACGCUUCAAUCUUGGUUCUUCCAAGCACCUGAAGCGGAUCCUGAGUUGCUAUUCCUAAGUCGCUCACCUCUGCUGUCAUCACCAUGCCGAACAAGAUGCAGAAGGCUUUUCAGAAACUCCAGAAGAGUAUAUCAAGCUCAAACUUACAAUAUCGAAGCAUCUACCACAACGAUGCGAAAUCCCCAUCGAAAUCUGGAGGCUCUGUUAGGAACGGAAGUGUCAGCAACGGCUGUGCAUUCGGCAGGUCCGGCCGAUUAGCAGUCAGUGAUUUAAGCGACUCCGACGACGACAGCGACGGUUCCGCUCCAGAUGACGUGCCUGAAGGGUAUCUCGUCGUGUACGUGGGCGUAGAGCGGCGCCGGUUCGUCAUCAAAGCGAAGUACUUGAGUCACCCUGUCUUCAAGGCACUGCUCAACAAGUCGGCGGAGGAGUUCGGGUACGAGCACAAGGGAGGGUUGGAGAUUGCUUGCGAGACGGUCUUCUUUGAGCAUCUGCUGCAUCUCAUCGAGACUGACGAUCCUUCACUCUCCACCAUGUAGAUUGACGAGCUUGUGGGCUUCUAUGCCUACUAAUAGAAUGUCCGUAUGCUUAUUGUUUCGAUAGGCACAAUGCAGCUUUCGAGGCUAGUACCAAGCUUAGGGAAAAAACCGUUGUACCUUUCCUUCAUAAAUAAUUAGCAGCCUCUCUUUGCCUCUA